AUGUUUGCAAACCUUCAGCCUUCCGACACCAAUUGCCUGAGCUUAUUCAACUCCACGAAGACUAAACCUCCAAAUUUGGGUCUUGCAGUCGCUCCACCCAUCAACAAAUCCAACCACGCCGCCGUCAAACACAAGCAGCAGCGCAAACACGUCCUCCACUGCCCCAAUGGAGGGAACAAAAACGGCCUUCUCGCUGGCCCUCUUCGAAUAACUGGGGAAAAAAUCGAGCUUCGCGGCACUUCCAGACCUCGAGAUGGCACCUUCAAUGGCGGAAAUGCGGUCAUCCAGAAAGAAAACGUGGACAGAGACUGUUUAUCCGAAACCCUAGGCUACAGAGAAGUGAAGCCAAAUGGAUGUUUGCAACAAAUUGGGGCCGGAGAUCAGUAUUACGGCAAAAAUAAGAGUAUGCACACCAAGUGCUCGACAAAAUGGGCAGCCUACGGUGGUUGUGUUCCGGCUAUGCUGGAGGCAGUAGCGACCAUUAGAGACCUGGACGCAGCCUUGAAGCCAUGGGAGACCACCUUAACGAACAAAGAACGGAGCAUACUGUUGAAGGAGCAGCCCAAGUGGGAAAGGGCUGUGGAGAUUUUCGAGUGGUUCAGGAGGAAAUCGUGCUACGAGGUGAACGUGAUUCACUACAACAUCAUGUUUAAGAUUCUAGGGAUGGCCCAGCGUUGGCCAGAGCUCGAGCGGCUGUGGGGCGAUAUGUGGAAGAGAGGAAUUAAGCCAGUGAACUCGACGUACGGGACUUUGAUCGAUGUGUACAGUAAAGGGGGGCUGAGGGAGAAAGCUAUAACGUGGUUGGAGUUGAUGAGUGAAGAAAAUCUUGACCCGGAUGAGGUCACUGUUGGGGCUGUGGUCCAGAUGUAUAAAAAGGCAGGGGAUUUUAAGACAGCCGAGGAUUUUUUCAAAAAAUGGUCGUGUAGCAAACAUGAGACUGCUAUGUCAAGGAGUGCGUACACGUAUAAUACCCUGAUCGACACGUAUGGUAAAGCCGGCAAGCUUCAAGAGGCGGACCAGACUUUUGGAAAGAUGCUUAGAAUAGGUAUAAUGCCGACUACUGUGACGUUUAAUACUAUGAUGCACAUGUACGGUAAUAAUGGGCAGCUGGAUAAAGUUGAUUUGGUGAUGCAAAGGAUGAAGGAGGUUAAUUGCUUGCCAGAUACACGAACGUACAAUAUUCUCAUAUUCCUGCACGCUAAACACAAUAAUAUAGAGUUGGCAGCAGGGUACUUGAACAAGAUGAAGGAAGCUUCACUUGAACCGGAUUCCGUGAGUUACCGAACUCUUGUGUAUGCCUUCUCAAGAAGGCGUAUGGUUGCUGAAGCUGAGAAGUUGGUUUUCGAGAUGGACGAGUGGAACUUGGAGAUUGACGAAUUUACUCAGUCGUCUUUGACUAGAAUGUACAUUGAAGCUGGUUUGCCGGAAAAGGCGUGGUCUUGGUUUGAGAGAUUUCAUCUUGGAGGGAAAAUGACGCCCGAGUGCUACUCAGCAAACAUUGAUGCUUUUGGGGAGAGAGGAUAUAUUUCACACGCGGAGAGAGUUUUUGACUGUUGCCGACAAGUUAAGAAAUUGACCAUUCUGGAAUUUAACGUUAUGGUCAAGGCUUACGGCAUCAGCAAGAAAUUUGAGCAGGCAUGCAGCUUAUUUGAUAGUGUGGAGAAAAAUGGUUUGGUCCCCGAUAGAUGUGGAUAUAAUUCACUUGUUCAAAUGUUAGCCAGCGCAGAUUUGCCAGAAAAGGCAGUAUUUUAUCUUAGGAAAAUGCAGGAGGUUGGGUUGGUGAAUGACGACUGCAGUCUUUACUGUGCUGUUAUUUCCAGCUACGUGAAAUUGGGUUGGGUGGAUAUCGCGGUUAAGCUAUAUGAGGAGAUGAUAGGUUAUGGGGUAAAGCCAGAUGUCAUUGUAUUUGGUGUGCUCAUAAAUGCUUUUGCUGAAACCGGAAGUGUAAACGAUGCAAAAAAUUAUGUUAAUACCAUGAGAGAACUGGGCUUGCCCAUGAAUUCCGUCCUAUGCAAGUCGUUAAUCAAGCUCUAUACGAAAGUGGGAUAUUUGAAAGAAGCCCAAGAAUUAUAUAAGAUGCUUCAGUCGUUUGAACCGGGUCUCGAUUUGUACUCUUCGAAUUGUAUGAUCGAUUUGUACAGCGAGCGGUCGAUGGUGUCGGAAGCCGAAUUGAUUUUUGAGAAUCUUAAGAAAAAUGGGUACGCGAAUGAGUUCGCGCAUGCCAUGAUGCUUUCCAUGUACAAGAGGAACGGGAGGUUUGUGGAGGCCUUUCGGAUAGCGAGAAGUAUGAGAGAGUUAGGACUUAUGAAGGAUUUGUUGAGCUAUAAUCUUGUGCUCGGGCUAUAUGCAUCCGAUGCUAGGUAUAAAGAGGCAGUAGCCACUUUUGGCGAGAUGCUUAAAUCCAAUAUCGGGCCUGAUGACUCCACUUUUAAAUCACUCAGGAAUAUUCUUCUGAAAUGUGGAGUUUCGAAGAAUGCCAUUGACAAGCUUGAAGUGAAGAGGAAGAAAGAUGGUGAAAGUGGUGUGCGAGCAUGGGCCUCGACUCUUGCAUCUGUCAUCGAUAAGAAAUGA
Striga asiatica is the source of this 2571-nucleotide messenger RNA. NCBI's taxonomy places the organism in Eukaryota, Viridiplantae, Streptophyta, Magnoliopsida, Lamiales, Orobanchaceae. The record is from the annotation of a GenBank genome assembly.